Messenger RNA from Trichogramma pretiosum, 2187 nucleotides. RefSeq lists its product as uncharacterized. The record is from RefSeq and is a predicted model, not a curated record. Gene Ontology annotation, molecular function: nucleic acid binding. Lineage: Eukaryota; Metazoa; Arthropoda; Insecta; Hymenoptera; Trichogrammatidae. The transcript is spliced from 5 exons. Bases 126 to 2105 code for a protein of 659 amino acids.
GUAUGGCGUGCUUAGUGCUCACCUCAUAGCAUUUUUGCACGUGAUUUUACCAAGAAUAUUAUGCACUUGAGUUAAUAAUAGAAUCAUAGUAACAAAUUUUACAUCGAAAUUGACAUUAUCAAACAAUGGAUGAUUACUUCAAACAACGCGUGUGUGUAGAAUUUUGUUACAAGCUCGGUUGUGAUGUAAAUAAAACAUUGCGGCUCGUUAAUUCAGUGUACUCCGAUAACAAAAUCAACAAAUUUCAAUGCUCUCAAUGGUUACUCGAGCUUAGUCGCGUGCAAGCAGGUGAAACAGAAACGAAUCUACAAUCUUAUCUCGAUCCCGUCACGGAAAUUGUUUACAAAGCUAUUGUGCAGGAUCCAAGAUGCAAGUUGGAUAACAUGUCAUUCAUGCUGCAAGUCACAGAGGAACAGUUGGCUGGUGUCAUUGAAAAUGUUUUGGAACUGGGAUAUUUGUGUGGCAGAUUAGUACCGAAGAAACUUAGCUCAUACGAGAUGGACAGAAGACUAGAAGAAAGUCUGUACUUCAGACGAUGUUGGGACAAAAAUCCAAAUAUGCUCAAUCGUAUAAUUACAGGGGAUGAGGUCUGGUUGCAUACUACAAAAUCACUUAAUGGCAGAUCACAUUCAAAAGUACUUUUGAUAGUAUUUUUCAACAAUAAAGAGUUAGUUCAUAUGGAAUUUGUACCUAGAAACACCAAAGUUGAUGCUGAGUUUUAUUGUGAAGUUUUAAACAGACUAAUAGCUAAAGCGAACAAAAAAAAAAUUACAAAUUGGAUAUUACAUCAUGAUAUGACACAAGCGCACUCAGCUUCCAUAGUAAAUGAUUUGCUUUUAAAAAGCGGUAUAGAGGUAUUACAUUAUCCACCAAAUUCACCCGAUUUGGUACCAAUGGAUUUUUUUUUAAUACCAAAAAUUCAAAAAAGAAUAGAAAAUAUGAGUCCUCACAAUAUCUGUUCUGAAGUAAGAGUCUUAUUAGAAUCAAUAGAUCCAGAAGAAUUUGACAAAGCCUUUCAAGAAUGGCAUAACCGAGUAUACAAGUGUAUUACUGAAGAAGGAAAUUAUUUCCAAGAACCUUGUAUAAUUCUUCAAAAAGGCACUGUACAUAAAGAAGAAGUGACUAAUAUUCAUACAAAUGAUACACAAUUAUCUAAAAAUGAAAAUACAGAAUCAUCCAAUCAGUCACUCAAAGAAUAUUUUUCCAACUUUACAAAUGAAGAAACUGAAAAAAUAGAAAAACAAGAGGUUGUUAAUUGCAAUAGUUCUGGUGAUGAUACUGAAAAAGAUUUGUAUCAAGAACACGUUGUCAUUCAAGAACCAAUUUUAAAAUGUACUCUUUGUUCCUAUAGUACUAAAAAAUUUCUCAAAAUGAAGUAUCAUCUUAUGAAAGAGCAUAUUAUAAUAGAUAAAAAAAAACUGAACAAAAUUUUAGAUAAAAUCCAGAAUAAUGAAAUAAAUGCCCAAAAUCACCCAGAUGCUCAUAUUCCAUUUUACUGUACAGCUUGUAAAGUAUAUGUAAAAUGGAAGGGUCUAGAACCUCAUUACUGUAAUGUUUGUGGAAUUCAGUUAUUCAGACAAAUGAAUAAGUCGUUUGUGAGAGAAAAAGUUGAAAGCCAAAAAAUGAUUCCUUUGGAGUACUGUUUGUAUACCAAAAAAAUGGAAACUGCACUUGAACUAGACAAUACAUCAACAAGUAAUGGAGAAAAUUCCAAUAUUCCAACAAUCGAUGGUAGCAAAUUUAAAUGCAGUAUGUGUCCAUACCAAGCACAUUCAGAACAUGGUGUAAAAAUUCAUAUAAGUGUUAUGCAUAAAAAGACACCGCUACUCAGCAGUGUUUCUGAAGACUAUCAAUGUGGAAAGUGUUUAAGAAAAUAUGAAAGUGAAAAUCAACUCAAAGUUCAUAAAAUACUUUGUCAAAUUGAUUAUUUAAAGUGUGAAUUAUGUACAUUUUGUACAAGUAGUUUGAAUAAAAUGAAAUCUCAUGUGGCAAGUGAUCAUGGAGAUAAAAUAUUGGAUCAUGUAGCUCUGAUUCAAAGAAUUAUGGAUGCUGGAAAAAAAUAUUUAGUUUCAGUUUGUAAAAAUCGGCAACAGCUUGAAUUGUGAUAUUUUAAACUUGGGAUAUUCUUUUACUACAAAUGAAAAAUGUGAUAUGAAGUACAAAUGAAAUAAUACAAUGUAUUAUUGC